Messenger RNA from Sphaerodactylus townsendi, 1704 nucleotides. It is a transcript of the gene HS6ST2, whose product is annotated as heparan sulfate 6-O-sulfotransferase 2. Gene Ontology annotation, molecular function: heparan sulfate 6-sulfotransferase activity. Lineage: Eukaryota; Metazoa; Chordata; Lepidosauria; Squamata; Sphaerodactylidae. The record is from RefSeq and is a predicted model, not a curated record. Gene Ontology annotation, cellular component: membrane.
GCGGGGCCGACAGCCGUCGAGGGGCGGGCCAGGGGCGGGCGCAUGAGCCGCAGCGGGCGGGCCGAGGCGGGCAGCGCCAGCCGGGCCGGAAGAAGCGCUCGCCCGUGGACGCGCUCUCUCCGCGCUGCGCUCCGGCCGUGCGCCCUGGCGGAUCGGCGGCGAGGGGCUGCGCUCGGGGCCGCCGGGCAUGGGGAAGGGGGCCGGGCGGUGAGGGGCGAGCGGCGGGGGCCGGCAUGCGCCCGCCGUCGCCCGCGCCAUGGAGGAGCGCUGGCACAAAGUGCUGGUGGCGCUGGUGAUGCUGCUGCUCUUCGGCGGGCUGGUGCUGCAGUACGUGUGCCCGGGCAGCGAGUGCCAGCUGCGGCAACGCUUGCAGGCGGCCAGGGCGCUGGGCGGCGGGUCGUCGUCGGCCCGCCGGCAGGCCGACCCGUACCGGGCCGAGGACGAGAGCCCGCCGCGCUUCGUGCCGCGCCUCAACUUCUCGGCGGGGGACUUGCUGCGCCGCGUGGACUUCAACAUCAAGGGCGACGACCUGAUCGUCUUCCUGCACAUCCAGAAGACGGGCGGCACCACCUUCGGGCGCCACCUGGUGCGCAACAUCCAGCUGGAGCAGCCCUGCGAGUGUAAAGCCGGCCAGAAGAAGUGCACCUGCCACCGGCCCGGGAAGCAGGAGACCUGGCUCUUCUCGCGCUUCUCCACCGGCUGGAGCUGCGGCUUGCACGCAGACUGGACCGAGCUCACCAACUGCGUGCCGGCCGUGGUGGACAGCAAGAAGGACGCCAAACUGCGCCCCACCAGGAAUUUCUACUACAUUACAAUCUUGCGGGACCCUGUGUCCCGGUACUUGAGUGAAUGGCGGCACGUCCAAAGAGGAGCGACUUGGAAGGCUUCGUUGCACGUGUGCGAUGGGAGAUCACCAACUUCUGAAGAGCUGCCCAGCUGUUACUCAGGAGAUGACUGGUCAGGCUGUUCUCUGCAGGAGUUCAUGGAUUGUCCGUACAAUUUAGCCAACAAUAAGCGCUGGUUAAGCAUGCUACGAAAGCUGAUACCUCCAGCCUGGGUGGGGAUGUUACGAAUUUUGUCCGUCAUGCCAGAAGAACUUAUGCGGAACAAAAGGAGUUCUCUCCUAGACAGUGCCAAGGAGAACCUGAAAUGCAUGGCCUUCUUCGGCCUGACAGAAUUUCAAAGGAAGACUCAGUAUCUUUUUGAAAAAACAUUUAACAUGAAUUUCAUCUCGCCAUUCACGCAGUACAAUAGCACAAGGGCCUCCAGUGUGGACAUUGAUGAAGAGACUCAGAAGGGCAUCGAGGCCCUCAAUUUUUUAGACAUGGAGCUGUACGAUUAUGCAAAAGAUCUCUUUCUGCAAAGGUAUCAGUACAUGAGACAGAAAGAACAUCAGGAAGCCAGGAGGAAGCGUCAGGAGCAAAGGAAAAAGGCCAAACACGUUCACAACAAAGAACAGACCAACACAAAUUCAACUACUGAUUACAUAGGGAAUGUGGAGCAGUGGCGGUAAUAGAGGCUGAGUUGUUUUUCAGCGUCCUGAUUUGAAAGCCAAAACAGAAUUGCAAACUGCAGAAGAGACAAACUCGGCUUCUUUAGCUGUUGAAGAAUGCAAACGGUUCUCCUGUGGCCUUUGCCGAAUGCUUUUGCAGUCAAUGUUGUUCCAUAUGUGGGUUAACCUUUUAAUCUCAAUGUGUCUCAGAU